Messenger RNA from Antechinus flavipes (yellow-footed antechinus), 1405 nucleotides. RefSeq names its product testis expressed 28 (gene TEX28). Bases 49 to 1404 code for a protein of 451 amino acids. The transcript is spliced from 4 exons. NCBI's taxonomy places the organism in Eukaryota, Metazoa, Chordata, Mammalia, Dasyuromorphia, Dasyuridae. The record is from RefSeq and is a predicted model, not a curated record. Gene Ontology annotation, cellular component: endomembrane system.
GAAAGAGCCUGUGAGUUCAGUAAGGGGGAUCAAUAUCCGUGAAGAGUGAUGCAGAUCGAUAAAUUGAAUCCCGAGAAUGUACGCACAAUUAAACCUCGGAGAGCCAAUAAGGGCUUGGCAUAUGACCCUCAUGCAUCGAGCAUCAUCACAGCGAUGCAGAAACAGAAGCCUCUACAAAGAAUAGCUGAGGCAAAAUAUAUGAAGAGUCAAAGUUCUCCACACCCUUCCACUCGUCCCUUUAUCCAAGAAAGAUCUUCCACUCAUAAAGAGGGCCCGCCUGCCAAUUCCAGUCAAUCAGUCAAUGAGAUUAGGAGAAACCUCCAGGACAGCGUCAAACAUCGUAUCCUGUACUUGUCAGAGCAACUGAAGGUAGAGAAAACCAGCCGGGAUGAGAACACAGUGGGUUACCUCAAACUAGUAUCAAAAGCUGACCGGAAUCAGGCCACUCACAUUAGGCAAGCCUUCGAGAAAGUGAACCAACGCUCUUCGGCCACUAUCGCCCACAUAGAACGAAAGCUCCGACAGUAUCACCAACAGCUUCAGGAAAUGGAAGCGGGUCACAGGCCCAAGUCCUUAUUUCUAAAGGACGAGAGGGCCAAUAGAAACCAGGAGUUGCUUGGCAGGGGCUUUUUGAUGGAGCACGAAAGGUUCAGAGCAGAUGAAUUCCACCCUACAAAUCUAUUGUAUACCCUAGAGGAAGAUAUGCUAGCUGCUGCCUUCCUACCAGAAAAGUCCUUCAAGAGAGAGAACCUGAUCGGGAACCCAAGCCAGAUUGUCCUAAAGAUCAAGGAACAGCUGGAUGAUAUUAAAAAAUCCCAUAGCAGAAUUGAGCUAUCCUAUCAAGCCUUGAAAGAGAAGUACAUGUCUGAUCUGAAGCUGAUUGUCAAGUCUCUUCAGGAAGAGAAAUAUAGGCAAAAAGCGAUCGAAGAACAGGUCAAUGAUCACAUGCAGGGGCACCUGGGUGAGAUCUCUCAUAUCAAGCAGAACUUGGCUUGCACUGAAGAGAAGAUGGUCUAUCUGUCCUAUGAGAGAGCCAAGGAGAUAUGGGAGGUGAUGGAAACCUUCCAGAAUCGGAUUUCCAAGCUGGAGAUCCAGCAGCAAGCAGUCCAACUACAAAUAAUAGAGAAGUCCAGAAGACACCCACACAUCUUCCUAGCCAAAUUCAUGAACUUGCUCCUCACACUGACCACCAUCGUUCUCGUCUGUGUGUCCACCGUCUGUACGUGCUCCUUGCCUUUCCUAAAGUGCCGUCUCCGUACCUGCACAGUCCUCCUGCUCAUCGGACUGGGGAUGGCCACCUGGAAGAAGUGUUAUUCUGUCUCCUACGUAUAUUGGCGUGAAUGGCUCUUAUCAAGAUGGAAGUUGUAUUACAGAGACGCAUGGCCUCUGCCGAGGAGGGCUUAAA